UGUUGCUUGAGUUACUGAUAUGAUAUGCAUAACUUAAAAUUCCAAGUCAUCAGAAGUUGGUCCAACUGAUUUGCACUAUGAUGCUAAUAUUCAUGUAAUGGGUGCUGGCUCAAGGAUCAUCACCAAUGAUGAGUAUGAUAAUUUUUGUGCAUUAACUGUAUUUUUGUCCGUUUGAAUUGACCAUAACUUGAGUGUUACUAUGCAGUAGAAUCCUAUGUUACUGUGCAAUAGAAUCCUAUGUUACUGACUCUUCCAUGUAGUGUUUUACCUCAUUUUUGAUGAAUUAUAUAAACUAUAUUUUUCUCAUACCAAUCUCAAACAUUAGUGAUAUCAUAUUUAUUAUAUUAAUCUUAAUUUUGUCACCAGACUAUUUAAGAAGAAAUUUAUUUUUUGAGAGCUCCUAAAUAGGAUUAAUAGGACUUAUACUCACAUGCAGUCUUGUCAGAAUGUUACGUGAGUGUUUGUUGUCUCCUGAGUUGAUACGCCAGGAGCUCAUUAAGUUACUGUUACCUCUGUAGCUAAUUGACUAUCACUUCCCUCUUUCUCAGGGCUAUUUUCUCACGAUUCAUGGAGGAACAGAUGAAUAGAUAUGAGUCUUUUCGGAGAUCGGGAUUCCAGAAGGCUACAAUGAAAAGACUGCUGGUCAGUGUUACGGGAAGUCAGAAAGUUACAAUGCCUAUGACAAUUGCAAUGUCGGGAAUUGCAAAGAUGUUUGUUGGAGAAAUUGUGGAAACAGCCAGGAUUGUCAUGAGUGAGAGGAAAGAAUCUGGCCCAAUCAAGCCGUGCCACAUCAGAGAAGCAUAUAGAAGACUGAAGCUUGAAGGGAAAGUGCCCAAGAGAACAGUACCCAGGCUCUCUUUGGCUAGAUUUUCCCCACACAACUCUGAUUUUAUAGUUUGUAGGCAAGGUGCUUGUGAUUGA
Eucalyptus grandis is the source of this 921-nucleotide messenger RNA. RefSeq names its product transcription initiation factor TFIID subunit 11. Gene Ontology annotation, biological process: RNA polymerase II preinitiation complex assembly; transcription initiation at RNA polymerase II promoter. Bases 568 to 921 code for a protein of 117 amino acids. Gene Ontology annotation, cellular component: nucleus; transcription factor TFIID complex. The transcript is spliced from 3 exons. NCBI's taxonomy places the organism in Eukaryota, Viridiplantae, Streptophyta, Magnoliopsida, Myrtales, Myrtaceae. The record is from RefSeq and is a predicted model, not a curated record. Gene Ontology annotation, molecular function: transcription coactivator activity; protein heterodimerization activity.